UGCAAGGUGCAGAAAAAAUAGGAGAGAGAGCCAGACGGGUGGCUACUGUUGGAGAAGGAUAUAAGUGCUGCAAUAGCAGCUGCAGCUGUAGGGAAAAAUCCAAAUGGGAGCCAGAUAACCUCUGGUGGGGUGUCCGAGCCCCCCUGCUGCGUGAGAGAGGAGCAUGCCAAUGAAGAUUUUGUUGGUAUAACAGAAAGACUAAAUAGUGCUGCCUCUGCUGUAUCCCAGGUCUGCAGAGCUAUGAGAUAUGGAGGAGGCAGGCAGCUCCCUGCGGCAUCCCCGCUCAUCUUCUCCCAUGUCCCAUCUAACAGCCCACCUCUCCUGUCCUGCACUGCUGCACCUCUUCUGUCUUCUUCUGCUCUCCUGCCCACAACCUUGGGGAGCUUCUGCUUCACAGACAGCUCCGCACCACAAUGAUACGACUGCUACUGCUGGCACACUGGCAGAAGAAGAACAGGCAUCUCAACGUAACAGCAGCAGUACAGAGAGCCCGAAUCACAGCCAGAGCAAUGAAGUGCACAGAGAGAUCACACUGCCCUCAAGACUAGUUUAUUACCUUAACAAGGAAUCAGAAAGUCCAUAUCACAUACUGGAUACCAAGACAAGGGACCAGCAAAAGCAUAACAAGGCUGUGCAUCUUGCUCAAGCCAGUUUCCAGAUAGAAGCCUUUGGAUCCAAGUUUAUCCUUGACCUUUCACUAAACAAUGGUCUGCUGUCCUCUGAGUAUGUGGAGAUUAAGUAUGAUGAAGGAAUACCAAUACUUAACAAGGGAGGCGAGCACUGCUACUAUCAUGGUACCAUCAGAGGUGUGAAGAACUCAAGAGUGGCAAUAUCUACUUGCAAUGGUUUACAUGGAAUGUUUGAUGAUGGCACCCACACCUAUACCAUACAUCCAGUGGACCUAAGUCACACUACCGAAAGCACAAGUCGCCCCCAUGUCAUAGAGAAAGCUCCAGGAUCCCAAAUUCCUAGUGCACUACACCAAUCAGAUUCUGAGAGGGAAGUCAGCAGCCAACAGUCAUUUUUUGCGCAAACACAAUGGGUGAGAAGGAGACGGAAAAGGACUGUCAGUGCACGUGGUGGUGUAUUUGAGGAGAUGAAAUAUAUUGAACUUAUGAUUGUGAAUGACCAUCAAAUGUAUAAGAAACAACGUUCUUCUCACAUACAUACCAGCAAUUUUGCAAAAUCAAUAGUGAAUAUGGUGGAUUCAAUUUAUAAAGAACAGCUGAACACACGAGUGGUUCUGGUUGCUGUAGAGACGUGGACAGAUAAGGACCGCAUAACAAUUGGCCCUGACCCCCUGAAGAUGUUACAUGAUUUCUCCAAAUACAGACAGAAUAAUAUUAAACAACACGCUGAUGCUGUACACCUUCUCUUGAAUGGAAACUUUCAUUACAAGAGGAGCAGUAUGAGCUAUUUUGGAGGAGUAUGCUCUAUCCCUAGAGGCGUUGGAGUGAAUGAGUAUGGUUUUCUGAUGGCCAUGGCACAGCAGCUGGCUCAGAGCUUAGCGCAAAACCUUGGGAUUCAGUGGGAACCAGCUUCUCGAAAGCUGAAGCCAAAAUGCGACUGUGCAGAAAACUUUGGUGGAUGCAUUAUGGAGGAAACAGGAGUGUACCAUUCCCGGAGAUUUUCAAAAUGCAGUAUUGCUGAGUUCAAGGAAUUUCUUUCCCGUGGAGGGGGCUCAUGUCUAUUUAAUAGGCCAACAAAGCUUUUUGAAGUGACAGAGUGUGGCAAUGGCUAUGUGGAACCAGGAGAAGAGUGUGAUUGUGGUUCACGAACAGAUUGUAUUGGAGAUUGCUGCAAGAAAUGUUCUCUGUCUAAUGGAGCACAGUGCAGUGAUGGACCAUGCUGCAAUACAUCUUGUCUGUUUCUACCUCGUGAGUAUGAAUGUCGCAAUGCAGUGAACGAUUGUGACAUCACAGAGCAAUGCACAGGAGACUCAGGCCAGUGUCCACCCAAUCUUCGUAAACAAGAUGGAUAUGCCUGUGAUUCAAACCAGGGACGCUGUUACAAUGGGGAAUGCAAGACAAGAGACAAUCAGUGCAAACACAUCUGGGGACAAAAAGCUUCAGGGUCGGACAAAUUCUGUUAUGAAAGACUGAAUGCAGAAGGCACAGAGAAAGGAAAUUGUGGAAAGGAUGGUGUAGGCAACUGGAUGAAGUGCAACAAACAUGAUGUAUUUUGUGGAUUUUUGCUGUGUGCAAAUGUAUCCAAAACCCCUCGUAUUGGCAAAUUAGAAGGUGACAUUCCACCAACAUACAUUAACCACCAAAAGAGAGUUCUGGAUUGCAGUGGUGCCCAUAUUCUUUUGGAUGAUGAGACUGACAUGGGAUAUGUAGAAGACGGAACACCAUGUGGCCCAUCAAUGAUGUGCUUAGACAGGAAAUGUCUUCAUAUUUCAUCACUAAACAUCAGCAGCUGUGCAAUGGGUUCAAAUGACAAAGUCUGUUCUGGACAUGGGGUUUGCAGCAAUGAAGCCACAUGCAUAUGUUUUUCCACCUGGGCAGGAACUGACUGCAGCAUUUAUGACCCAAAGAAAGAGAUUAACAGCAAAAAGGAGGAUGUACCAAAGGGUUUCAUGGCCACUAACAGACUUAUAGGUGCAGUGGCAGGGACCAUUCUGGCUCUGGGGGUGAUAUUUGGAGGCACAGGGUGGGGAAUAGAAAAUGUCAAGAAGAGAAGAUACGAUCCAUCUCAGUCUGGAAUAUGAGGCAACUUGGAUGUUGUCUUCCUACAUCCACUGGUCAAGGACUCCAAUGUCACAUUUAUGGGGAAUCGCAACUCCAUCUCAUCCAUGGCCAUCAAAUUUGAGCCUUUGAUAUUUUGACACAAUAUCCUCAUUGGAUAUCCUCAUCAGAAUGUAAAGGCCUGAUCGCUGAUAUAUCUCUUUCGAACUCCAAAUCAGCCUACAAUAUAACAUUAUGAA
Messenger RNA from Nanorana parkeri, 2926 nucleotides. It is a transcript of the gene ADAM23, whose product is annotated as ADAM metallopeptidase domain 23. Gene Ontology annotation, cellular component: presynaptic membrane. The record is from RefSeq and is a predicted model, not a curated record. The transcript has 26 exons. Gene Ontology annotation, biological process: proteolysis. Bases 248 to 2710 code for a protein of 820 amino acids. Lineage: Eukaryota; Metazoa; Chordata; Amphibia; Anura; Dicroglossidae. Gene Ontology annotation, molecular function: metalloendopeptidase activity.